Molecule: messenger RNA, 765 nt
Organism: Punctularia strigosozonata HHB-11173 SS5
Lineage: Eukaryota; Fungi; Basidiomycota; Agaricomycetes; Corticiales; Punctulariaceae
Product: glycolipid transfer protein
Exons: 4
Coding region: 66-680 (204 amino acids)
Biological process (GO): ceramide transport; intermembrane lipid transfer
Cellular component (GO): cytoplasm; membrane; cytosol
Molecular function (GO): ceramide 1-phosphate binding; ceramide 1-phosphate transfer activity
Source: RefSeq, a predicted model, not a curated record
ACGACCAGCAGUCCCUGCCCUCUUGCCAGCACACCCACCUUACUGUUCACGACCAUCCUCACGAAAUGGCUCCGUAUCUCGAAACUGUUAAGUCCUUCGCCACAGUCGAAGUGACCGACGCUGGCGUCGACACUCUACAGUUCCUCGAGGCCACGAACGGUCUUAUUGGCAUGUUCGAUCUGCUGGGGUCCGCUGCCUUCUCGGCUGUCCAGUCCGACUUGAAGGGCAAUGUUACGAAAAUCCGCGCCCGAUACGAUGCUGCUCCCGCCCAAUCGGCCACGCUCGAGGAGCUCGUGAAGAACGAGCAAGGCGAGAAGAAGCGCACCGCGACGGAGGGCCUGAUGUGGCUCCUCCGUGGGCUCUCCUUCACCUGCAAGGCGCUCCAGAACGCGCAAGCGAACAAGAGCGAGGAGCUCUCGGCCGCGUUCACCAAGUCGUACGAGGUCACGCUCAAGAAGUUCCACAACUUCGUCGUGAAGGGCAUCUUCAGCGUCGCCAUGAAGGCGUGCCCGUACCGCGCGACUUUCUACGAGAAGCUCGCGGCGGACCCCGCGGGCGGCCCGUCCGUCCCGUCGGACAAGCUCGAUGCGGAGCUGAACCAGUGGUUGGACGCGCUUUCGUCGAUCGUGACCAGGCUGGAGACGUUCUACGAGAAGGGCGGCUACGGCAAGGGCUUCUGAGGAUAACGAUCACGGCUCUGGAUGUUGUCAUAGUUGCGUGAAGAUUAUGCUUGGGUGCAUGCCAGUCAGCAUGAGUGGACUAGCA